Molecule: messenger RNA, 1218 nt
Organism: Anthonomus grandis grandis
Lineage: Eukaryota; Metazoa; Arthropoda; Insecta; Coleoptera; Curculionidae
Gene: Ttc19
Product: tetratricopeptide repeat protein 19 homolog, mitochondrial
Exons: 5
Coding region: 106-1155 (349 amino acids)
Biological process (GO): mitochondrial respiratory chain complex III assembly
Cellular component (GO): mitochondrial inner membrane
Molecular function (GO): protein binding
Source: RefSeq, a predicted model, not a curated record
UUUUACACUUCUGUCAUUUUUCAAUGGAAACUUUUCAAAAAUCCAAUCGAAAACUUUGACUUUCGACCCGCAGUAAUAAUCCGCCCCCAAUCAUUUAACGGAAAGAUGUUCAAAAUCACCCAAAUUGCAUGUAAAUUCGUCCGAAGUCCCCGCGUAUUUUACCCGCUUAUCGCAAAAUCCGCUUUAAAAUCGUACGUGACACAAAGAGUGAGGUUAUAUAAUGACAACAAAUGGCACUACUGGAGCCCCGGGCCCAAUCAGAAAUUAAAUGUGGCGCUCGCGUUGAGUAUCCUCUCGUGGUUGGGAUUCGAGCAGGAGGACGAAGACAAGGAAUCCGAACUUAUUAUGACCCUUAAAAGGGCCGUACUGUGCACCCAACGGGAAGAGUAUGACAAAGCCGAACAAAUGUUACAUCUUGCUUUAAGGAUGGCCCAGCAACAGCAAAACCAACAAGGGAUCUUAUACUGCUAUGACUUAAUGGCCAACCUUGCCUUUGACACUUAUGAACUGGAUAAAGCAGAGAAGUUGUUUGUAAAUGUCCUGCAGCUACUGUUAGGAAAUGGGCUUCCCCAAAAUGACUUGAAGGUGAUUCAUAUCAGCUUAAAGUUAGCCAGGAUUUGCCAGUUAAAAUCAAAUAGUGAAAGGGCAGAUAUAGGAUACAGAUGGUGUUUGGAACAAAUAGAAUCUCAUAAGAAACAUAACCAGGAUGCCAAAGUUUUAUAUGGUGUGAUCAAUGAUUGGUAUGCCCAGUACUUGUUGGAUACUGGAGAUAUGACUAAAGCUUUAGUGCACUUGACUGAGGCUUAUAAUGUUUGUACUGAAAUUAUGGGUGAACAAAGUGAAAAAGUGAUGCUACUACUUAAUGAUCUGGGCAUAACAAGCUUUAGGGCAGAAGACUAUGAUACAGCCGAGAAAUUUCUGAAAGAAGCAAUCACAUUGGGAAGAAAACUGGAUGACAAAUCACAUUUGGGGGUGAUCCAUGCAAAUUUGGGGUUGAUUUUGCUUCAGAAAGGGGUGUUUCGGGAAGCAGAAAAAUUUUGUGUACAAGGGAGAAAGUUAGGUCGUAAAUAUGAUAAUCCCGAGUCUAUAGAACAAUCAAAUUACUGUUUGGAUCAACUUAAACUCAACAAGGAAGAGCAGGCCAAGAAAGCUUAGUGUAUCUGUGAUAAAAAUCAUGUAAAUAUGUAAAAAUAAAUAAAUUUUAUUUUAAAAGUUGUA